This is a messenger RNA of Monoraphidium neglectum, 444 nucleotides long. RefSeq names its product calcium-transporting atpase 4, endoplasmicreticulum-type, putative. Gene Ontology annotation, molecular function: P-type calcium transporter activity. The coding region runs from base 1 to 444 and encodes 147 amino acids. The transcript has 3 exons. NCBI's taxonomy places the organism in Eukaryota, Viridiplantae, Chlorophyta, Chlorophyceae, Sphaeropleales, Selenastraceae. Gene Ontology annotation, biological process: intracellular calcium ion homeostasis; calcium ion transmembrane transport. The record is from RefSeq and is a predicted model, not a curated record.
AUGGCUCCGCACCCCCCGUUCGCAGGCGGCGGUGUCGUCACCUUUGACCACCCGUGCGACUACUUCACCGCCGGCAAGGUCAAGGCCUGCACCCUCUCGCUGAGCGUGCUCGUCGCCAUCGAGAUGUUCAACGCCUUCAAUGCUCUGUCUGAGGACAACUCACUGCUGACCCUGCCGCCCUGGAGCAACCCCUGGCUCUCGGUGGCCACUGCCGUGUCCCUCGGCCUGCACUGCCUCAUCCUCUACGUGCCCUUCCUCGCCGACAUCUUCUCCAUCGUGCCCCUCACACUUCCCGAGUGGGGCCUGGUGAUGAUCUUCGCGCUACCGGUCAUCCUGAUUGAUGAGAUCCUCAAGACACUGGGCCGCCGCUUCUUUGGCGUCAAGCACACGCGGCGCGCGUCCCACGCCGGCGGCGGCGCGGCGAAGCGGCAGAAGGCGGAGUGA